Messenger RNA from Nicrophorus vespilloides, 752 nucleotides. RefSeq lists its product as uncharacterized. The record is from RefSeq and is a predicted model, not a curated record. Bases 116 to 613 code for a protein of 165 amino acids. Lineage: Eukaryota; Metazoa; Arthropoda; Insecta; Coleoptera; Silphidae. The transcript is spliced from 3 exons.
CAAGUUAGCUUCAUUUCUUCGUUUCUUGUAUUCCGUUCAAGUAAAGAAAAUAAUCUACAAUUAUAGCUUAUAUAUUAUAGUAGCAAGUUUGUACUUCAUCGCAUUAACUUCAGCAAUGGCUUUUUUUGACUCCAGUCAAACAGAUGAGUCGUGGCUCCUAAUGUGUUUUGAAGACUCCAAGUUUGAUAUUAUAAAAAGAAGCAGAGUGUUUUGCGAAAAAGAAGAAGAUAUUUUUCUAGGAGCAACGAUAAGAAUCAAAUGUGGAAAAGUAAAAAUGCGGGGGACUGUCGUCAGUAUCAAUGAUUCCAAAAAAUAUAUUGAAGAAAAUUUAGAGGAAAUGCGUGAAAACCAUUUAAAAAAUAUAUCACGGAAAUCUAGCAAACGUAAAACCUUAUGCACGGAGUUGCAGCUACCAAAUAGCCGUGAUGAUGAGGUGCAACACGAUUUGGCCGCGGAAAUGACGAGUACAGAGAAGGAAUUAUUAAUGUGGAAAAAUCGUCUGGCAAAAGAAGAAGCACGAAACGCUUAUUACCGAGAACAUUUAAACUUUAUUGGAAUCCAGAUUUCGAAAGCUCCAAAUAAAGUUCAAAAACCUCCAGCAGCUCAUAAUUAAACUGAUGUGUUGGUAACAAUGGAAAAUGAUGAAAAGGUACUUAAAUUUGGACCAAAUCAAAUAACACGUAUAAUGCAAUUAGUUGGAAGAACCCAUCCGUUGCAACAAAAAGUUGUUGUUAAAUUUGUUCGUUAAUUUU